CCUAGUACAACUUUCAACUGGUUCAACCCGAGUUAAAACGUAAAUUAACAACCAGCAAAGAAAUUAGUUAUCGUCUUCUGAUUCUCCAUAUACAAACAAAGGGGUCCUAAAUUUAACCCAGUGGUACCAAAUCCUCCAGAGCAGUUUGUGGACGACAUUAACAAACUUACCCCCCACUCCCCAGUUCUCUAUGCACCUCAUUCUCUUCUCCCCCUCUCUCCACAAUUCAAACCCUAACAUUUUUGGUUCGGGGAAAACAGGUUUGUGCUUCAAGAUCAUACAAAGACGAUGAUGAAGCAGUAUGUAUCAUCAUCAUCACCAUCGCUUAAAAUAGCAACCACCGGAGGAUUAAUUACGUUGUCGAAUUUGAAUUUGCAUUUUCCAUCUUCUCCACACUGUUGUCGAGAUCCUAAACCCAGUUCCUCUUCCUUCCCUCUGAUUGCAGCUAAAUUUGUCAUUUCGUCUAGGAACGCCGUUUGCUACGCAGUCCAAGAGUCAUCCGCCGCUUCUACUGUUGCUGCCGAAACUAAAGAGGAUAAAGAGGGAGAAUCCAAAGCGGCUGCUGCUCCGGCGAAGCCAAAGGCUCCGGCAAAAGCCCCUGUUAAGGCGUUACCGGAGAUGAUGAAAGAGGACGUGAUUCCUUCCCUAAGAUCGAUUCUUGAAACUCAACAAGAUAUAUCCGAACUUGAAUUGUUUUUUGAAGACAACAAGCUAGAAGGGUCCUUUAUGAAGAAGGGUAUACCAUAUUCAUUCUGGGCUUUAUUCCCAGAUGGUAACAUCACAGGUCCAAAAGGGUUUUCAAUAUCAUCAUACGGGUCAACUGCAAGCAAUGUGGAACCUUUUCUGGUGGAUGAGAAAAAAGUGACAUCAAAACUUCUUGUUUUCUGGGUUGAAAAGCGUUUAGCUGCUCAAGGAAUAAUUCCCGUCUGGACGGAUUAAGAUCAUGUUUCUAAGCGGUCACACUCAACAGCAACCAUAUACAUGAUAAUGUACAAGUUUUUCGGAUCUUGAUGCUGUAAACACAACGUUUAUAAUAGCAUUCAUUCACUUGGAUCUUUAUUUUUUACUACUUGUAUAUAACUAAAAUAACUAAAAAAGUAUCAUCAUCCAAUUGCAUUAAAAUCUAGAGUACAAAUGAUCCGUCUUUGGGAUCGAAUCCAACAGAAAUUCAAGUUAACAACACAUACAACAGCAACUGAAAGAUAUUAUGGUCCAAACAACCAAAAGCUCUGACUGUGUUUACUUGUCAGAACUCAGAAAUGGGUGUUUGAGUUAUGGCUUCGCAUUGCUUGCCUGAGUUCACCUAAGAAAUCAAUCUGACUCCCUGAAGCUCCAACUCCAACUCUACCUGUCUGGGAAAUCAUCUGAAAUAAAAUAAAAAAUACAACAAAAAUGUUUUAGGUUAGAGAGCGAGAGAAGAUGA
This is a messenger RNA of Lactuca saligna, 1423 nucleotides long. NCBI's taxonomy places the organism in Eukaryota, Viridiplantae, Streptophyta, Magnoliopsida, Asterales, Asteraceae. The record is from the annotation of a GenBank genome assembly.